Messenger RNA from Micromonas commoda, 2286 nucleotides. RefSeq lists its product with no specific name. Gene Ontology annotation, biological process: negative regulation of transcription by RNA polymerase III. Gene Ontology annotation, cellular component: nucleus. Gene Ontology annotation, molecular function: RNA polymerase III core binding. The transcript has 3 exons. The record is from RefSeq and is a predicted model, not a curated record. NCBI's taxonomy places the organism in Eukaryota, Viridiplantae, Chlorophyta, Mamiellophyceae, Mamiellales, Mamiellaceae. The coding region runs from base 186 to 896 and encodes 236 amino acids.
CGACUGACGACGUAGGAUGCCUGCUGGGUCCCUGCGUACGCAAGUCACAUCCUUUUCUAAGUGCGAAAAGCAAACGUGGGACGAGGAGCGCGAGGUCUACAGGAUACAAGCCUGAACCCGCCCUUCGACGUGCAUCCCAACGACAAAAAAGCUCGCGCGCGUAUUUUAUUCGGAUAACGUAAGACAUGAAGUAUCUCGAGGACGUCGCGCUGAGCAGGCUGAACGCGUUCCUUGGUCACGUUAAUGUCGGCGAUUACGUGAUCCACGGCCAGCUUGAUGCCUAUUCAUGCAAACUCGCCGGCGUCGACAAGAAGCUCUCCAAGAGCCUCGACGCGGAGGUGGUGACGAUGAUGGCGAGCUCCCCGAGCGCGUUGUCCGUCUCCCCCGUCGGCCCACUCACGGAUUCCUCAUCGCGCAAGACCCUCAUCUACCUCAUCCUCACCCUUAACCACACGUACCCCGACUACGACUUCUCUGCGCUGCGAGGCCACCACUUCACCAAGGAAGACCAGAACCCCGGAGUGCUCAAGGUGAAACAGGACAUCGACUCGCUGCUGUUAGAGUCCGGCAAAGUGUACGAGCAGACCCUGGGCGCAGGCGGCGUCGGUUUGAGCGCCGAGCUUUGGCAGGCGGUGGACGAAGUCAUCGGUCUGGUGGACUGCGACGUGUACACGUACAGGGCCGUCGCCGAGGGCGACCCGUUCACCGACGAGGCCAACCUGUGGAGCUUCAACUAUUUCUUCUACAGCAAAAAGCUGAAGCGAAUUUUGUACUUCUCCUGCAGGGCGGUGAGCAAAACCGCUGAGGAGGAUUCUGACUACGACGACGUCCCCUACAACGGCGGCAUGGAAGAUUCCUUCGUCGAUGGCAUGGACAUGGACGAGGAGAUGUACUGAACCCCAAUGUAAGAAAGAAUUGUAAUAUUAAACGUAUAGACGCAUGAACCUCACACGUCGUGCACCCUGGGCGCGGGCUUGCCGACCCCCUUGCUCUUCGCCAACGCCGUGAAAACCCUCCUCAGCGCCAGGUAGGACACCACACAUGUCAGGAUGAGCCCCAGGAACACCAUCCACGCCAGCUCCGACACCUUCGUCGCGAGCUGAGCGACGUAGUUGGCGGUGUUAUCCACGUGCCCCAGCGCCGUCUGGAUCGACCCGUCGUUAUUGAUGCUACCCUUGAUUCUGUCCACGUGCUUGGUGAUGUGGUCGCCGAGGGUGGCGAGGAUCUUGUUCUCGACCCUGCGCUCAAUCUCCGCCUCGAUGGCGGCGGACAUGGCAACGUCGACCUCCUCCGCGAUGGAUCCCGGCUCGACCUUCUUCUCGUCGACCGCCGCGGAUAGGGUCACCCAGCACCCGUCGCUGAUGUGCUCGGUGGAUCGCGCCAGGCAGCCAACGACGCUGCCGGGCGCCUGGAAGCGCUGGCUCUCCUCGGUGGCGCCGCAGAAUCGGCUCGCCUCGUCGUCGCACGCCUUGGUCACCUCGGUGCCGAGAUUGUAGAAGACAAAGGCGCGCUUGAUGGAACCGUUGAGGACCCUGGAGCACAUCUUGUUGUCAAUCUCGGAUCGCUUGGAUAUGAGGCACAAGAACGGGUCCACUGUGGCGUUCACCGCGGCCUCGUUGAUGCUCGCAUCAUCGCCCUCGACGUUGCACAGCUUUGAAACCUGCGACUUGCAUGCCUGCUUAACCCUCAGGUUGAACGCCAGGUGGGAGUUCUCGCGCACACUCUGUUUCCGGAGGAGCUUGGCGCACUUGGGGUCCAUGCCAUCAUCCGCCGCCUUGGACUGCAGGCACUCGAGGAGGUUGCCGUUCCCGGGCUUGAUGUCGGCGCAGAGCCGCGUCGCUGAGAGCUGGCACGCUUCCAUCAGCCUCGGCUUGAGGCGGAUAUCCUCAAUCUCCACAGCCUCCAACUCGAUCUCCGCCUUUUUGCACGCGGGCGACAGCUCGCUCUCCUUCUCCCUGAGGCACUCGUGCACGCGACCUUGCCCGGGCUCGAUGUCCGAGCAGUGUUUCUCCACGUCGUCCACGCACGCCGCGGCGAGCGGUCGGUCCAUCAGGUAGUUAUCCGCCGAGGACAUCAUCGCACGAAGCAGCGCCGCGCGACACUCGGGCUUGGCGAUAUCCUGGCGCUUUUCGCGGAGGCACUUGAUCAUGCGCCCCUCUCCCGGGUUCACCGGCGUGCACAGGGUCUUGGCAUCGUCCCUGCACGAUUUGCUCAGGUCUUCGUGAAGGCGGAUGUCGUCGAGCGAACGGCGCUGGUCCUCGGCAAUGGCGUCACGACACUCCUUGC